Penicillium riverlandense is the source of this 2202-nucleotide messenger RNA. RefSeq names its product putative cholinesterase. The coding region runs from base 1 to 2202 and encodes 733 amino acids. The transcript has a single exon. The record is from RefSeq and is a predicted model, not a curated record. NCBI's taxonomy places the organism in Eukaryota, Fungi, Ascomycota, Eurotiomycetes, Eurotiales, Aspergillaceae.
AUGAUCGUUCUGGCGGGCGCGUUACUUUUGGGCAGCCUGGCUCUGGCUGCGCCUUCUUCUAAGCCGCAUCGUUGCCCGAGUCUUGACUCUGUGGGAACUCUUCAGGUGUUGCAUUACAAUAACCUGGGCCCGCAAAACAAUGGCAGCUCGGCAGUUCUAGUGCACGAUCGAUUGAGCUAUGCAGAAGCUACGGCCCGCUGCGCAACCAUCGGCGAGAAGCUGCAUCCCUGGUUCUCUAAGCCUUCGCUCAACCAACACCACCUGGGUUAUGAGCUGGAUUAUCUUGCCUUUGCUCACGAAUUCCCUGAAGGUCAACAGCUUUGGGUGUCCCAUCCCGGCUCCGGCAAAGAGUGCUAUGCGCUUUCAUGCUCCCACAAGGGCCUUGUUCGUGUCUCCUGCAACACGAAGCUCCCGGCUCUCUGCACGUCUAGUCCACCUCCAACAAAGGACAUAGCCCGUACGGUUAUGGAAUCGACAAAAAUUACUGUCGCAUCUCAUGACUACACAGUGACCGGAUACCGCGAUGCACGAUCAUUCCGGUUCUUGGGAAUCCCAUUCGCAAACCCUCCACUGGGUGAGCUGCGGUUUGCUCCACCGCAAGCCUACUCUGGCCCCAAGAAUAUCGACGCAACCAAGCUGGGAGCCUCGUGCAUUCAGUCAAACUCCAGCUAUGGGACUCUUGAUAACGGCCCCAUCUCUGAAGAUUGCCUAUUUUUGAACGUGUACACACCCGUUCUGCCAACCCAGAGAGGUGAGCGCACUGACGGUCGCCCUGUGGCUGUCUAUUUCUAUGGCGGAUCUUUCCUUGAGGGCACCUCGUCCAUGGUCGACUAUGACGGUGGUAACUUUGCCAGCCGCAGCGACGUUGUGAUUGUAACUCUCAACUAUCGUGUCGGCGCACUGGGCUUCUUGGCAACUGGCAAGCUCACCACUGGUAGCUACGGCAUUCGGGACCAGAUCAUGGCGUUGAAGUGGGUGCAAGAGCACAUCGCUGCCUUUGGCGGAGAUCCAUCCCGUGUGACUAUCUUCGGACAGUCUGCUGGCGGACAGAGCGUGGUCGCUCUGUUGUCUUCUAGCGCAGCUAAGGGUCUCUUCUCAGGAGCGCUUGUCCAGUCGGCGCCGCUCGAUCUUCCGUGGUUCCCCCGUGCCUUCUACUCGCAGUACAUUGCCCCGACUGUAGGCGAAGCAGUCGGUUGUGACAGCGACAGUUCCGAGGCAGAGCUUCUGAAGUGCCUUCGAGCAGUACCAGCUGAUAUGUAUCUGGACAACUCCACCACUUUUGGGGAUGCCGAGUCCACCAUCGCGUCUGAUCUUGCCAGCCACUACUAUCAUAAUACCAAAUUGCUCUCCUCGCAAGAGCCCUUCAUGCCCAUGCUCGAUGAUUGCAACUACGGUGUUGUUGAUGAUCAGUUCUACCGCCUGCUCACGGAGGGCAAACUGCCUAACCAUGUCCCGACAAUGUUCACGACAGUACACGACGAAGCAGGGCUUUAUGUAGAUUCCGAACUCCCUGAGCUCGGAGACACGCAGGCUGCGCUUGAUACGGUGUUUGAGAUUGCCUAUGGGGCUGACCUCGGCUCAAAAAUGUCCCUUUCCGGUGCUUUCCAGGCCAACUGGUCCGAUCCCGAUGGCGUACGCAAUGCCGCCGCCGUCGCAGUGACCUACUCUGAAUGGGAAUGCGCCCAGGGUUGGCUCCUCAAUCAUGCCGGUGAUGCAUUCCCGUCGCUGUAUGAAGUGGAAAUCAACCAAGGACACAUCCAGACAAAUGUUGACGUUCCUGCCAUCUGCUCUCCGAACAGCGCCUACAAUGCCACCUGUCAUUCGUCUGAUGUCCUCCUUGCAUGGGGAACACUCAACUCGAAGACAUUGAACGUGGCGCCGUAUUACGAUGACCUGGAUAUCCGCCACUCCCAACUCUUGCACGAUGUCUGGGGUGCCUGGUUCCGUACCCACAAUCCUAACCCGAAUCUUGAAUUCCUCAAGGUUCGGGGGCCUGCAUACGCCACCACUUAUACUAUCUUUGCUGGUGGCGAGAAGGACGACGGACACGGUUAUGAAAUCCAGCCGUACAGUGCUUCGAAUCGCAACCUCACAUUCCUUGGAAUGCCACCUUCACAUGCUACUGUCAACUUUGCAGACACGGAUAAGUGUGCAGUCUUUCAGGACUAUGGGUUCACUUUCCAGCGCGCUAAGAUGACAUAG